Molecule: messenger RNA, 3034 nt
Organism: Ostreococcus lucimarinus CCE9901
Lineage: Eukaryota; Viridiplantae; Chlorophyta; Mamiellophyceae; Mamiellales; Bathycoccaceae
Exons: 1
Coding region: 1-3024 (1007 amino acids)
Biological process (GO): carbon fixation; tricarboxylic acid cycle
Cellular component (GO): cytosol
Molecular function (GO): phosphoenolpyruvate carboxylase activity
Source: RefSeq, a predicted model, not a curated record
AUGUUGAAGGCGGUGUUCAGUGGGAAGGAUAAGGCGAAGAUAACGUCGCAUAAACGGACGGGGUCGUUGUUCGCGAGCGAGGAGGGCGAGGCGCUGGACGCCCUGGCGCGGUCGUCGAGUUAUCUGAGCGGUAGGGGAGAGACGAAGGAGUUCAACGCGCACGACGUGAUUGAGGAGUGUGAUGAACUGCUUCGGACGAUCUUCUUCGCCGUGGUGAGGGAGACGGCGGGAGAUAAGUUUUUGGGGCAGUUGAAGAGCGUGUACGAGGCGAGCGAAAAGUUUGGCAGCUCGCACGACCCGAAGGAUUUCGACGCGAUGCAGGCGAUGUUGGAGACGAUGGAAGUGGAUGAAUCGUUGCAGUUCGCGUCGGCGUACUCGAAUCUGUUGAAUCUGCACAAUAUUUCCGAGCAAGUGGCGAACGCGAUGGAGGAAAGACACAGACGUUUGGACGAUAUUCCGCGAGGGCCGGCAAAGACGACGAACGGCGCGAUUAAAGGUUUGCUUCGAGCCGGGAAGUCGACGGAGGAAAUCUACAGCGCUUUAGCGGUGCAGCACGUUGAUUUAGUGCUCACCGCCCACCCCACGCAAGCCUUGAGACGGUCGAUGUUGAAAUCUUUCGGAAUAAUUCGUGAAAAGCUGUUGCAGCUGCAACGAUUUCGCCUUUCGCGAUACGAGCGUGCAGAAGUUUUGGACGAGAUUCGAUCGAAGGUCGCCUCGGCGUGGCGCACAGAUGAGAUCCGCCGCACGCCACCGAAGCCUCAAGACGAAAUGCGCGCGGGUCUGACGUACUUUCAGCAAACCAUCUGGGAUGGCAUCCCAACUUUCAUGCGUCGCGUGGACACGUCGCUCUUGGCAAACGGAUGCCCUCGUUUGCCGCUCGACAGAUCCAUCGUUACGUUCGGGUCGUGGAUGGGUGGUGAUCGUGACGGCAACCCAUACGUCACGGCAUCAUGUACGCGCGACGUCGUUCUCUUGGCCCGUGUGCAAGGGGUUAACCUACUCUUCCGAGCGAUUCAGCGUCUGAUUUUCGAUUUGUCCAUGUGGCGAUGCAACGACGCCGUCAAGGCGUUGGCAAAGGACAUCUUGGAGAACUCGGAAACGGACAACUUUACGAUCUUCGAAGAGCGCAAGAAGCGAAACUACGAUGACUUUUGGAAGGCCAUUCCCGAGCACGAGCCUUACCGCGUCAUCUUGGCUGAACUUCGAGACAAGCUUUACAACACGCGAGAGGCGUUGCAGCGUUGCAUCGCGGACAACGACGUCAACAUCGACAUGAACGACGAGACUAUCAUUCGUUCCAAGGACGAACUGUUCGCACCCUUGGUGGUGUGCUACGAGUCUCUCAUCGAAGUCGGUGACGCUCAAAUUGCCAACGCCUAUCUUCUCGACGUCAUUCGCCAAGUGCAGUGCUUUGGGUUGGGGCUGGUCAAACUCGAUAUCCGGCAAGAAUCUGAUCGCCACGCCGAGGCUUUGGACGCGGUGACCAGGUACAUCGGCCUCGGAUCGUACCUCGAAUGGAGUGAGGAACAGAAAAUUGAGUUCCUGACACGCGAGCUUGAGAGCAAGCGGCCACUUUUACCUUCCGACCUCGAAUGCUCGGACGACGUUCGAGAAGUCCUGGACACGUGUAAGAUGAUUGCGCACUUGCAACAAACGUGCCCGGGUGCCCUCGGAACGUACGUUAUAUCCAUGGCGACAAGUGCCAGCGAUGUUUUGGCAGUUGUAUUAUUACAGCGCGAGUGUGGCUGUCGCAAACAGGAUCUUCUUCGCGUUGCACCGCUCUUUGAGCGACUCGACGAUCUGAACGACGCCCCGCGCGUGUUGCGCCAGCUCUUCUCCGUGAAGUGGUAUCACGACCACAUCGCGGGAUUCCAAGAGGUUAUGAUCGGGUAUUCGGAUAGUGGAAAAGACGCUGGUCGCAUGGCUGCAGCAUGGGCGCUGUACGAUGGUCAAGAACGCGUCGUGGCGGCAGGGAAGGAGUUUGACGUUGCGCUCACCCUGUUUCACGGUCGCGGAGGCACCGUAGGUCGCGGGGGAGGUCCAGCGCACAUUGCCAUGUUGUCUCAGCCUCCAGGCACUGUGAAUGGUAGCAUCAGAGUCACCGUGCAAGGAGAAGUGAUCGAAACCGACUUCGGUGAAAAAGAAAACUGUUUUCACACUCUGGAUUUGUACACGGCGUCCGUUCUGGAGCACACGUUGAAGCCGCCGGCGCAUCCUCGCGAUGAAUGGCGCCGAGUCAUGGAUAGAAUGAGCGAAUACUCAUGCGCGCAUUAUCGUAAGACUGUGUUCGAAACCCCUGAUUUCGUCGGAUACUUUGCACAGGCCACGCCUGGAGCCGAGCUUGGAUCGCUCAACAUCGGUUCUCGACCGGCCAAGCGUAAACCGAGUGCGGGCGUCACCGCUCUUCGAGCAAUUCCGUGGAUUUUCGCGUGGACGCAGUCGCGAUUCCACUUGCCAGUCUGGCUCGGAAUUUCCACAUCAUUCAGACGCUUGAUCGACGAAGGCGAACUGGAAACGCUGAGGGACAUGUACAAAAGUUGGCCUUUCUUUGAGGUGACGAUCGAUUUAGUGGAGAUGGUGCUCGCCAAGGCGGAUCCCGUCGUCGUGGCGUAUUACGAAAGAGCCCUUGUCGAUCCAAAAUUGCACGACUUCGGCGCCAGUCUGCGCGGCGAGCUUCAAGAAAGCAUCGAUUGCAUCCUCGCCGUCUCCGAGCAUAUCGGUUUGCUCGCCAAACCAGAAAAAGUCGAGGCGAACGAGGCGGUUCAGGUGCAUAAAAAGCUCGCUCACAAACUUCACAAGCGGUCGCUGUACAUCACGCCGCUCAACGUGUGUCAAGUGCGAUAUCUCAUCGCCGCUCGCGCGCUUGAAAAUGAAGAAGAUGGCGAUAAGCUAAGCAUGCAAAAAGUCAAGAUCACCUUGCUCGAGGGUUACCCGUUCCAAGAUUACAAUUACAAGGGCGCGGUGAACGACGUUUUAAAAAUCACGAUGAAGGGCAUCGCAGCCGGGAUGCAAAACACUGGGUGACAACAUCGAA